AUGGCUGUCAGGUAUCAGGAUGAAGUCCUCGAACCCAUUGUGAAAUUGUUUGCUGCAGCAGUUGGUCCUGGUUUUGUUUUAAUGGAUGAUAAUGCACGACCCCAUAGAGCUGCUCUAGUUGACGACUACCUGGAGAAUGAGGGAUUCAUGCGUAUGGAUUGGCUGGCGUAUUCACAAGACCUCAAUCCCAUUGAGAAUCUUUGGGAUGCCCUCGGCCGUGCUGGGUACGCGGAAGACACGACUCUUCUUCUCAGUCAUGUCAAUCAUAAGGUCCUCCAAGACAGGGUCAAUGGCACGCUAUUAAGGAUCUCUGAUUGGUGUGUGAAUAACAAACUCAUUAUUAACUAUAACAAAUGUAAUGUUUUGGUAUUUCCCAAAGGGAAUAUUCUAAAAAAGGGCCCUAGUAUUAAAAUAGAUAACAUCAAGAUCAAGAAUGCUACCAGUGUGAGGUACCUUGGUAUUGUAUUUGACCCAAAGCUUAACUGGACAGAACACGUCCACUAUGUGUAUGAAAAGGCUGUCAAGGUAGCACAAGCGCUAAAAACAAUCAGUAGAAAUCAGUGGGGAUAUGGCCCUUCCUCAAGCAGAAUUUUAUACACUGCUGUAAUUGAACCUAUUGUGACAUAUGGGGCAGAAAUUUGGGGUACAUCAGUGACAAGGGUCCAUAUCAAAAGAAAAUUACUUUCGAUCCAAAGAAUAAUGGCCAUUAACAUCGCUAAGGCAUACAAGACUGCCCCUACUGAGGCCUUACUGGUAAUCAACCGAACUCCCCCCAUAGACAUCAAAAUUAGAGAGAUCCUCAUCAGAUUCAACUUAAUUAAACUGGCUAACAACCAAAUCAACCAAGACCAUUUCAAUGCCAUUGUUGGUAAGGAAGAGUUCGCACAGGAUCUAAUUUCUUUAGCGGCCACUAUUGCCACAAAUGGCUUUGAUAAAUGUUCACCUAAUCCUAUUCACCCAAGCUUUACUCCUUCUGUAUCCCUCGAGACAAGCAACAGUGACGAUCAGGACAUUUGUAUCUUCACCGACGGAUCCAAAACAGACCAAGGUGUUGGGAGUGCCUUUGUGGCUUACAAAGGCAAAGUCUGUCUUUAUCAGAUGUACAGGAAGUUGGCUCCGCAUUGCACCAUUAAUCAAGCGGAGUCUUUGGCCAUCAGUAAUGCCAUCGAUUGGAUCUCCAACACGAAUCAUAACUGGACUAACCACAACUUCAGAAUCUAUACCGACAGUCGCAUUGCGCUUCAACAGAUCGCCAAAAUAAACACCACUCUACCCAUUGUGAAGAAAUGUCUUGGCAAUCUUCAAGCCCUGAAGAAAGGAAACAUCAACGUCUACUUUCACUGGAUUAAAGGUCAUUCAGGGAGUGCGGGGAAUGAUAGGGCUGAUCUUCUCGCUCGUUGUGCAUCCGCAAAAUCUAAUAGCUGCACCUACAACAAGAUAAGUAGUAAGCAUUUGAACAAUCUCAUCCACAACAUCAUUCUAAAGACUUGGCAAGUCAGGUGGGACAACGGUUCUACUGGAAAGCCUACCCACUGCUUCCUUCCUUGCCCCACUGACAGCAUGCUUCAUCCAAGAUAUCCCACAUUUCAGUUGACAUAG
Molecule: messenger RNA, 1599 nt
Organism: Centruroides sculpturatus (bark scorpion)
Lineage: Eukaryota; Metazoa; Arthropoda; Arachnida; Scorpiones; Buthidae
Exons: 2
Coding region: 1-1599 (532 amino acids)
Molecular function (GO): nucleic acid binding; RNA-DNA hybrid ribonuclease activity
Source: RefSeq, a predicted model, not a curated record